AUGGCGGGCAAUUUGCAAAAUUUUCCCCCGCUUCCUGGCAGUGCCUCUUUGUUAGGAGUUGCACCUUCCCCCGCUCCCCCAGCUCUUUCUUAUGCUAGCAAUCUCACAGCUCCUCUUGCUAAUCGCGAGGAGUGGCCGAUGUCCUUCGUCAACCCGACCAAAAAACUCUCCUUUGCUGCUUCUGAGCUUACCGAAGGUAAAGAUUUGUGGGAUCUUUGCCUUGUGGGCUACUCUUUGGUUCAAAGACCGUAUUACGAAAGACUUCUUAUGGCGAUGAACAAGGCGUGGAAGCUUAAAGGCUCGUUCUCGCUGCUCUCCCUUGCUGAUGAUUUUUUUCUCCUGAAGUUCACUUCCAGUGAAGAUUUUGAUAUGAUCUGGUCGGGAGGACCUUGGUUUCUCCUUGGCAAACCUUUCUUCCUUCAGAAGUGGAAUCUGAAGUUCCAACCAAAGCGAGACGAAGCUGCCUCUAUCCCUCUGUGGAUUAAGAUUCCCAACCUCCCCCUUGCUCUCUGGACACCUUCAGAUGACAAAAACUCGGUUUUGCCAGACGAUAUUCUUUUGGAAAUUGAUGGUGAUGAUUUGGUUCUCAAAGUUGUCUAUGAUUGGAAACCGUCGAAAUGUGAUGGCUGCGGUUCUAUAAUCCAUCCUUAUGCUCUGUGUCCAUCUAACCCUUCACCCAAGCCUUCUCUUCCUCCAAAACCUACUUUUAGGGACAGGAGCACGAGUCGGGCUCCUACUGCUAGAGGUAAAAGAUCCACUUCUCGGCCCAAGGUUAAUUUUCUGGUUAACCCUCCUCUAAACAUUAAUUCUGCUUCUACAUCCCAAACCCUGCCCACGACACUUCCUCCUUCUCAACCAGCCACAGAUCAGCCACCUACCUCUACUGAAAUUGCCAAUGAACCUCUUAUUACUCCUCCUGACAAUACCACAUCUCUCCCUAAUCUGAAUUUACCGCAUGAAGAAUCUUCCUCUUCGGGUCAAUCCCUUCCACUUCUUCUUCUUCGUCCCUCGCAAGUGGUUUUAGCUAAUAGCUUCGCCUCUCUUCCAGUUGAAAAUUUGGACAAUUCGGAAGAGGCUAAAGAAGAUGAAGUUCAUUCUUCCUCUGCUUUUUCCGAGGAAGUUCUUCCUCCCUCCUCUUCCUCCAAAGCUUCUCAGCCCAACUCCAAAACUCCUUCCAACUCUGUUUCCUCCCCUGACAAAAAAGCCAAGCCAAAAACGGCCAAAAAGGCCAAAAAACCCAAAUAA
Messenger RNA from Dendrobium catenatum, 1245 nucleotides. RefSeq lists its product as uncharacterized. The transcript is spliced from 2 exons. Bases 1 to 1245 code for a protein of 414 amino acids. Lineage: Eukaryota; Viridiplantae; Streptophyta; Magnoliopsida; Asparagales; Orchidaceae. The record is from RefSeq and is a predicted model, not a curated record.